Molecule: messenger RNA, 1414 nt
Organism: Ruditapes philippinarum (Manila clam)
Lineage: Eukaryota; Metazoa; Mollusca; Bivalvia; Venerida; Veneridae
Product: ankyrin repeat, PH and SEC7 domain containing protein secG-like
Exons: 3
Coding region: 115-1329 (404 amino acids)
Biological process (GO): intracellular signal transduction
Cellular component (GO): nucleus; cytoplasm
Molecular function (GO): protein binding
Source: RefSeq, a predicted model, not a curated record
UUAUUGGCCUAUAUUUACGUGUUUACACACAGUAUAGCAUAAAUAUGCACAGAUACAUCUUUUGAUUACAUCAAUGUUCUAUUUGUGAUUUAUUGGUUCUGGAUUAAUGCUAAGAUGUCAAGGUUGCUGGAUGCUAUAACAAAUCAUGACAUGUACAUGUUAAAGAUGUUAACGUCCAUGUCUGGCUCGUGUAACCCACGUGAGCUUAAUCUGGGUCUUAUAAAAGCAGCAAGUCUUGGUUACUCGGAUUGUAUUCAAUGUCUGUUAGACGUCGGUGCUGAUAAAAAUUUCGUGAACCAGUCAAACCAAACACCACUAUACGCUGCUGUUCAAAACAACAAAAAAGAAACGGUCAAGCUGUUGUUAGAAAACAACACGGAUGUUAAUUUGAUAAGUGGCCUUCAGCACCUGUCAGCAUUGCAUAUCGCUGCUAUGCGUGGUUACUCUGACAUAGUUGAUUUACUGGUGGAACAUAAGGCAUCUGUACAUUCGAGAGAUUACGAAGGAAACACGCCGUUAGUCCUUGCUGCUCGAAACGGGCAUUAUUUACCCAUGAAAUCACUCUUGAAAGCCGGAUGUGAUGUGAACGCAGCUAACUAUGAAGGAUGUACAUCUUUGCAUUUCGCGUGCCAUAAAGCGCGAGGUUUUCAAGUUCUACUUGACGCCGGCGCAGAUCCUAAUGUUAGAGACAAUGAUAAUAUAACACCGCUGUUAAUGGCCGCUUCUGAAGGAUUCGAUAACGUUGUAAAAGCUCUGGUAGAUUUUAAAUGCGAUGUAAAUAUUCCCAAUGAUUCUGUCAAGAGAACAGCAUUACACUUGCUAGCAUAUAAAGGUCACGCCGAUUCAAUUAACGCUCUCGUGUAUGCAGGUGCUGAAAUUGACGCAUGUGACAUCUAUGGAAGGACUCCAUUGUGGUAUGCCAUUGAAAAUAAAAAAUCUGAGGUUGUUAGACUGUUACUGAAAUCUUAUAGUCACGUUGAUACAUUUCAGUGCCAAACUUCAUCAGAAGAAAAUUGUCCUGCAAAAAUUGCUUUCAAAAGCCAGCAAUUUGAUGUUAUCAAGUUAUUUAUGUUGAGUGGAUAUGAACAUGCGCACGUGAGAGAGUGUUUGCAGAGUGACGAAUAUGCUGAUUGGGUAAGAUCUUUGAAGGCAGAUGACGAGUUUUCGCAUUGGUUAGAUUUUGGUUCAAGUGCGCAAACGUUGAAACAGUUGUGCAGGAAAUGGAUCCGGCAUCAUCUGGGAAGACAUUUCUAUCAUCAUUUACAACUUCUUCCAAUACCGGAUGUGAUGAGAAAUUAUCUUCAUUUAGAAGAGCUUCAUGACCACUGAUGGAAACAGGAUUUAGUGUUCCGCUACCUACUAUCCAUGAACCUUGUGCAAUAAUAUUUUUAUCAGGUGCACUCAGUAUUUAGAA